AAAAAGAAGACCGUGUCUCUGCAUUCAAGUCCGUCAUCGCUCGUCCGCGACGGAUCUCCGGCUUCAAUCCCAGUUCAGUCGUCUAAUCCGAUCCUAUCGAAUCGCAUUUUCGUUCUCCAUCGACCUUCGGAUCAAACCACCCGUACUUCUGUGGCUGAAUCUCUUGCUCCCGUCGGAAAAAAUUGGCGGAAAAACCCUAAAUUGGGACCCUCGGGGAUUAGGGCUUCUCUGAUUACCCAUGUCGACGGGCAGACCCAUGGAUGGAGACCUGCAGCUGGUGCCGGCGGUCCCGCCGAGGCCCCUGGCGGGCGUCGGCGGCGGCUCGACCGCGCUCGUGGAGUAUACCGGCCCGCUGCUCCAGGAGGAAGAGGAGGACUUGGAGAUUAAGCUGAGGCGGAUCAUAGAGAAUGUUCCGGUCCGUGUUAGCAACACCUCCGGGAGUUCUGCUGGUUCCGGGUCCGGCGAUUUCCAUCAGUAUCGGCAGAUGAGACGGAAGGAGCAAGACCGGCUAACGAGAAUGGAUGUUGAUUACCAGAAAAGGAAAGAAAUGGCUGAAUUCAUGAUGAGAAGGGAGGAAAGAUUGAAAGCAGCGGAGGAACGUACAGCAAAGAAGCGUUUGAAGCGCCAAAAGAAGAAGCAAAGGAAGAAGGAGAAGAAGAUGAAACCUAGCUCGGGUGGAGGAGAGCAAACGAAGGGGGAGUCCUCUGACAAUGAUGGAAGCGAUUCAGACAACGGCGAGGAAGCGAUGAUGGAAGCGAUUCAGACAUCGGCGAGGAAGCAGCAAGCUGAUCAAGCCCAUAAUUAAUUUUUGUAAUGUUAAGUUUGCUUUGUUUUGGGAAGUUCUCUUCGCCUCUGCCUACACUUGCCAAGAAUUUUCCAAAAUUGUAAGGUUUUAGGGUGUUGAUUCAGUGACAAGAAAGAGAUGCCGAGUUUCCAUCUUGCCACAUGAUAUCAGGCAAACCACAGGAGUGCAGAGGUUGCUUUCACUGGCGGUCAUGGCCAUGGCUUGUGUUAGUUACUAGGCAGGAGUCAGUGGUUGGGCCAUCCAUGGCAGAUGUGAUUGAGACCUUUCAA
Messenger RNA from Eucalyptus grandis, 1074 nucleotides. RefSeq names its product PRKR-interacting protein 1. Gene Ontology annotation, biological process: negative regulation of protein kinase activity. Lineage: Eukaryota; Viridiplantae; Streptophyta; Magnoliopsida; Myrtales; Myrtaceae. Bases 239 to 805 code for a protein of 188 amino acids. Gene Ontology annotation, cellular component: nucleolus. The transcript has 2 exons. The record is from RefSeq and is a predicted model, not a curated record. Gene Ontology annotation, molecular function: double-stranded RNA binding; protein kinase binding; protein kinase inhibitor activity.